Molecule: messenger RNA, 3018 nt
Organism: Ochotona princeps (American pika)
Lineage: Eukaryota; Metazoa; Chordata; Mammalia; Lagomorpha; Ochotonidae
Gene: KLHL6
Product: kelch like family member 6
Exons: 10
Coding region: 332-2299 (655 amino acids)
Biological process (GO): germinal center formation; B cell receptor signaling pathway
Molecular function (GO): protein binding
Source: RefSeq, a predicted model, not a curated record
GCGCCCCUCGCCCAGCGGCACUCUGGGAGACGUAGUUCCCGCUGCCCCGAGGCCAGGUCACCUGGACUCCCCGCUGUAGGGACGGAUGUGUCCGAGCGUGACAGGGCCAUUAUCGAAGCCUGCUGACUGGAAGAUGUUAGAUCCUGUUUGUCUCCCACUCAUGUACCUUCCAUGAUGUCAUCUGCUAUAUGAUGCAGCCAAGCUGAUGUGAGUUCCAUGACCUUGAACCUCCAGAACUCUGGUGAUAAGUGGAGGGCCCUGUACAGGAAAUCCGCCCGGCUUCUGCAGUGUGACCUGCCCAAGUCAGGGCACUCCUUCAGUCUGGGUGUGGAUGGCAGCGCAACAGGGCUCCUGGAACAUGGACGACGUGUUGGAGAAGAGCUUGGAAGGGCCCCAGGCAUCUUCAGAAGACGAGUCCUCCCAGAAGAGGGGAGACUUGGUGGAAAUCCUAAAUGGUGACAAGGUGAAAUUUGAUGAUGCGGGACUCUCCUUAAUUCUUCAGAACGGCCUGGAGACCCUCCGAGUAGAAAACGCUCUGACGGAUGUCACCCUGUGCGUGGACAUCCAGGAAUUCUCCUGCCACCGCGUGGUGCUCGCCGCGGCCAGCAACUAUUUCAGGGCCAUGUUCUGCAAUGACUUGAAGGAGAAGUACGAGAAGAGGAUCAUCAUUAAAGGGGUCGAUGCUGAGACCAUGCACACCCUCCUGGACUACACGUAUACCAGCAAGGCGCUGAUCACCAAGCAGAAUGUGCAGCGCAUCCUGGAGGCUGCAAACCUCUUCCAGAUCCCUGCUAUGGCAUGUGACAGCAGUGGAGGAUGGUUCAAGUCCUUGGACCCCUGCACCCACGUGGGAGCUCCAACUGUUGCAGCCAUUUGGGCAGUGAACCAGCAGUUCCUGCGGAUGGUGGAUGCCUGCGCCAGCUUUCUCACAGAGGCCCUGAACCCAGAAAACUGUGUUGGCAUACUGAGGCUGGCAGACACACACUCCCUGGACAGCCUGAAGAAGCAAGUUCAGAGUUACAUCAUUCAAAACUUCGUGCAGAUCCUCAGCUCCGAAGAGUUUCUUGAGCUUCCCGUGGACACUCUGCACCACAUCCUGAAGAGUGAUGACCUUUAUGUGACAGAGGAGGCACAGGUGUUUGAAACUGUGAUGAGCUGGGUCCGGCACAAGCAGUCCGAGCGACUCAGCUUGCUCCCCUAUGUCCUUGAGAAUGUGCGCUUGCCACUCCUGGAUCCCUGGUACUUUGUGGAGACCGUGGAAGCAGACCCUCUCAUUAGGCAGUGCCCGGAGGUCUUCCCACUGCUCCAGGAAGCCAGGAUGUACCACCUUUCUGGCAAUGAGAUCAUUUCGGAGCGCACCAAGCCCAGGAUGCACGAGUUCCAGUCUGAGGUGUUCAUGAUCAUCGGGGGAUGCACCAAGGACGAGCGUUUUGUGGCAGAGGUGACUUGCCUGGACCCGCUGAGACGCAGCCGCCUGGAGGUGGCCAAGUUGCCACUGACUGAGCAUGAGCUGGAGAGCGACAAUAAGAAGUGGGUGGAGUUUGCAUGCGUGACUUUAAAGAACGAAGUCUACAUCUCAGGUGGCAAAGAAACACAGCAUGAUGUCUGGAAAUAUAACUCUUCCAUCAACAAAUGGAUUCAGAUCGAGUAUUUGAACAUUGGUCGCUGGAGGCAUAAGAUGGUGGUGCUGGGCGGCAAGGUGUAUGUGAUCGGAGGGUUCGAUGGCUUGCAGAGGAUCAACAAUGUGGAGACCUAUGACCCCUUCCACAACUGCUGGUCAGAGGCUGCACCCCUCCUUGUCCACGUCAGUUCCUUCGCAGCUACCAGCCAUAAGAAGAAGCUCUAUGUGAUUGGGGGAGGGCCCAAUGGGAAACUGGCCACGGACAAGACUCAGUGUUAUGACCCUUCAACCAAUAAGUGGACUUUAAAGACAGCCAUGCCUGUGGAGGCUAAAUGCAUCAAUGCUGUGAGUUUCAGGGACCGCAUCUAUGUUGUUGGAGGGGCCAUGAAAGCACUGUAUGCCUACAGCCCACUGGAAGACAGCUGGUGCCUGGUCACCCAGCUGAGCCACGAGCGGGCCAGCUGUGGCAUCGCGCCCUGCAAUAACCGACUCUACAUCACUGGAGGGCGGGACGAGAAGAAUGAGGUCAUUGCCACUGUGCUGUGCUGGGACCCCGAAGCCCAAAAACUGACAGAGGAGUGCGUCCUGCCUCGCGGGGUGUCACAUCACGGCAGUGUCACCAUCAGGAAGUCAUACACCCAUGUGCGGAGGAUUGUGCCUGGAGCAGUGUCUGUGUGACUGUGGGAGGGGAGCCUGGAGACACUCAGCACUUGGUCUCGGCCUCUCCGCCAUGUGUAGUCCUGUACGGCUGGUAUUUGAGGUCAUAUACUGGGGCUUUCUGGGGCUGCUCUGGGGGCAUCUCAGAAGUCACAGCCCUGGGACACUGAGACCAGCCUGGGGUGUUUGCCUGACCUACCUCAGGAGGGAAGAUGGGAAGAAGAGUGAUAUUAAACAUCCAAGACACACUGACUGUGUGUCCUUGCCCAUCAGCUCAUUUAACCAUCAUGAUGACCUAGAGCUGGAUACCAUCUCUCCUGGUUUACAGGUGCAGAAUCUAAGUCUCAGAGGCUGAGACUUGCCCCCAUAGGACAACAAGUAACUAAGUUGGGAGUCUUUCCUUUCCAAGGGUUGUGCCCUCCCGUCACCAGUAUAGCCAUCUCUGCAUUUGGAAAGCAACAAGAAGCAAAACCUGGCUCAUGUCUUGUUUUGACAAAUCUUGCUAGAAGAUUCACUCAGCAAGCCAAGGAAAUGAAGGGGUUUCCCUUUGCUAUUUAAAAGCCACAAAAUCUUUUGCAUCAGAGCCUUUUGCGCUCCUGGUCAAGGGCAUGUUCUGAUAGAUUCUUCCACCUGACAGGUUUGGAGAGAGGUUUGAGAGGGCUAAUUCACUUUGAAACAGAUGAUGGACUUACAGUCUGUUCUCUCUCCGUGGAAAACUUCUACUUAAAAAAAUAUAUGUG